This is a messenger RNA of Dicentrarchus labrax (European seabass), 4199 nucleotides long. Its product is annotated as sialoadhesin-like. Bases 159 to 2018 code for a protein of 619 amino acids. NCBI's taxonomy places the organism in Eukaryota, Metazoa, Chordata, Actinopteri, Moronidae. The record is from RefSeq and is a predicted model, not a curated record. The transcript has 9 exons.
UUGCAUGCUGUGUUAAACACUCAAAUACAGUCCAUUCUGUCGUCAUUAGCCUUCAUUAUGUAAAAGUGAACUGCUUUUGGAUUUCACCAAUGACUGACAUCUUUUUUGGAUGAGCUUUUAUAUAUUCAGCUGUUAAGAAUUUAAAGACCUUAACAGUCAUGUUUUUGGCAGAGGCUGGAUGUGUGCUUGUGGGUUUCAUCUUGUACAUCUCAGGUGUUCAGGGACAAACAAACAGCAUCUGUGCCUUAAAAGGUUCAUCAGUGAAUCUGCCCUGCUCAGCUGAACAUCCCACUUCAAGCAUGAAAUGGUACACUGUACACUGGAAUGGAUCUGUACAGAAUGAACUCUCUGCAGAUGGAAAUCGUGUAAUGUACAAGCCUGAAGAAAGUCAUCCAACUCUAACAAUCAAUGAUCUGAGAGAGAGUGAUGCAAACUUUUACUGCUGCAGAGACAAUACUGAUCGACCACAACACUGCUGGGUCUAUAAAAUUCAACUCCGUGUUACAGACCUGCAGGUAAAGGUGAUUCCUGCCACAGAGGGACAGACAGUAACACUGAUGUGUAGCACCAGCUGUCCUCUGACUGAAACCCCUGCAGCCUACAUCUGGUACAAGAACGGAGAGUUUCUCUAUCAGGACUGGUCUCCCUGGUACCAACAGCUGGUCAGCAGUGAGGAAGCAGUCAGAUACUCCUGUGCUAUCAAAGGCUACGAGGAUCUCAGAGCCCCUGAAGUCUCAGUGGAUUCUGUCACAUCAACCUGCUUUACUGUGACCUAUGCUAAAGGGAGAAUGUGUUCUUAUAAGCAGACAUCAGAGGAUGAGCCCUGCUCCAUCACAUAUCCCAGAGAAGUACAAGUUCAAAAGACUCCUGAAUGGACCUAUGUCAAACUGACCUGUCGCACCAGCUGUCCUCUGACUGUCUCCCAAACUGCCUAUAGGUGGUACAGAGAUGGAUACUUAUACAGAUACAUUGACAGUCAACAGUUGUCAGUUUCCCAUUCCUCCGUUCAAAGCUUCUCCUGUGCUGUAAAAGGCCUCGAGGAUCUGCACUCUGCUGAAGUCUGUGCUGGAGAUAACAACUGCUGGAUUGUGAAUUACAUCAGUAGGAGAAUCUGUGCUCUACAAGGCUCUUCAGUGAACAUUUCAAGUGAAUAUUCUUAUCCCUACCACCAGCUGCCACAGUCUAAAUCUUGGUUUAAAAUAACAAGAAGUGGGAAGCAAGAAGUUAAAGAGCUGAUUAAACCUGCAGGUCAUGUGGAGUAUUAUGACAACAUGAAGAAUCACCACAUCCUGAGAAUCAAUAACCUGAAGAAGAAUGACUCAGCAGAAUACACAUUCAGACUCCAACAACAAAAUGGAGGAUGGAAACAGUCUGAUUCUCCUGGAGUGACUUUGGUUGUCACAGGUCUGAAAGUGAAGUUUACUCCUUCUGCAGUGGUGACAGAGGGUCAGACAGUCACACUGACCUGCAGUACCAGCUGUCCUCUGACUGACAACACAAACUACAUCUGGUACCUGAACAGUCGACCUCUGACCCUGCCAGAGAACCAGAACAAACACCUGGUUCUAGACCCAGUCAGCAGUCAGCAUGCAGGAAACUACUCCUGUGCUGUCAAAACCCACAACAACAUCAGCUCUCGUGAAAAGACUCUCACUGUCCACAGUAAAACAGGAAAAUGGACAUCAGCAGCAGCUGCAGGAGUCGGAGCUGUUCUCCUGGUUAUAAUACCUCUCACUGUCUUCUGCUGGAUUAGAAGAAAGAGGACUUCAGAUCAAUCUCCUACAACUGGAGCAACGGACAACAUGGAGCAGCUAAAUCCUGGUCCUUUGUAUGUAAACAUCUCAGCUCCACCAGCAGAGCAGGAGGAACUUCACUAUAGCAGAGUCCACUUCUCCAAGACCCAGACAGAUCCUCUUUACUCCACCGUCCAACCACGUCAGCCCAAGGAACAGGAGGAUGUUGCUUAUGCUGCUGUCAUCUUUAGAUCCAACAAGACAACUGAUUCAGGAUUUACUUAGUGGACUUACUCAUCUCAAUCAGUGCUACAACCACAGUGGUGUGUUGUGGGAACGUUUCUGCCUGAAAAGCUAGACUUUUCACAUUCCAAGGCUUCUGCGCAAUACAAACACCGUAAUGCUUCACAUUUAUCUGCUCUCACACUGCGACCUUGUCAUGAAAAUAGCAGCAUAGUACUCAACGACCAUCAUGUGCUGUGACGAUAGCGCCCUCUGGAGGACGGACUCUUACUGUUACUGUUACAGAGCAGAAUGAGGACUCUGUUACUUUUACUGAAUGUUUUAUAUGACCUGAUGCGUACAUGUUAUUUUUUGUGUCUGUUUAAGCUCAAAACAGAAAAAGAACAUUGUGUACUUCAGUUGCUAUCUGUUGAAUGAAUAUUGUUAGUGAUGUUUUAAUGGGGGCCAACAAAUCUUGUAAAGUCUGGGUUAAUAGGUCAGGAAGUGUUGAUAUUUAGCACAACUGAUGUUUUAUUAGUUGCUCAAUCAAAUGGGUCGCUUUCUCUGCACCACUGAGCACUUUUACCAACCCAACAGGAAGUGGGCCAGUUUUAAUUUAGUGGUCAUUUUUGGCUAUUUAAAGGCACUGUACAUGAACAACCUCCUCCUAGAGCAUUGAUCGGCUUAGUGUGAUCUAAAGUUCUCAAAUGGACAUGCCAUUUGUUGAAUUUUUUGCUGUGAAACAGGAAGUUGUUUAUCCACAAGUUCAUUAUCCAAUUUGCUCCAGUUUUCUCACGUUCAAGGGUUAGUCCCAGCCUGAAGACUCAUCUCACCCUCAUGCCUCUAAUGCCUUUAAAGUGAGUUAAUUUAUCAUUUAUUUAAACUGUUCACAGUGUCAUAUAUUUGCUUUCUUGAAAAACAAAUCAAUUCUUACAUCCUCAUUGGCACAGUGAGUUCAGGGUUUCAUGGUUUCAGGGUACUAACCAGAGUUUGAGAGUUUAUACUCAACAAUUCCUGUAAUUAAUUAAUUAUGUAAUGGUAAAUGGUAAAUGGACCUGUACUUGUAUAGCGCCUUUCUAGUCUUCCGACCACUCAAAGCGGUUUUACACUACGUGCCACAUUCACUCUUUCACACACAUUCACGCAGUGAUGGCAAAGUCCAUCGAACAGAAACUAACAUUCAUACACAUUCACACACCGAUGCACGGCAUCGGGAGCAAUUUGGGGUUCAGUAUCUUGCUCAAGGAUACUUUGACAUGUGGCACCAGGAGCCGGGGAACGACCCGCUCUGCCUCUGAGCCACAGCCGCCCGUUAUGCACUUUAAGAUGUUAUAUCAACUGAUGAAGGUACAUUCUCCCCACAGAGGUAUAUGUUCAAAAGACUCCCGCAGAGAGCUAUGUCAAACUGACUUGUCUAACCAGCUGGACUCUGACUGACUCCUAAACUGCCAAUCGGUGGUACCAUGAUGGACACUAAUACAGAUACACUGAGAGUCAACAGUUCCCCCUCCUCUGAUAACAGCUUCUCCUGUGCUGUAAAAGGCCACGAGGCUGAGCACAUUAAUGUAAGUACUGUGUGGUCAGUUUUAACUUAAGGAAUAUUGGUGUCACAAAUCUACAUUAAAUGAAUAAAUAUUUUUAUUCAAUUAUUCAAUUCAAUCUAAAACAUUAUAGAACAUCAUUUAUCCUAAAAAAAACGUAUAUUUUAUUUAUAUUUCAGGUACUGAAGAUAAGACCUGCUGGGUCUUGAAAUAUGUCAGCAGGAGAAUCUGUGCUCUACAAGGCUCUGCAGUGAACAUUUUAAGUGAAUAUUCUUAUCCCCACCAGCAGCUGCCACAGUCUAAAUUAUGGUAUAAAAAACACAAAUGUUUAUUGUCAUGUUAUUUUCCCUGUUAGUUUUAGUGACUGUAAUAACUUCAAUAUAAUAGCAGUAACAGACAAGUGCAAAUACAAAGGUGAGCACAUAUUUCUCUGUUGAACGCAAAGGGAAAUCUUUUCUGCCUGAAAUACCAGAGUUCACUGUCACUCUUCAAGACUUCUGACCUUCAGCACCCUUUCAGUUCACUCUAAUGUGGACGACAAGUUUCAUAACAGUACUGAGAUUCACAAGCAGAAGCAUGGCGACAAACUUGAAGAGAAGAGCCAGAAAAGCUCAUUGCAGCAAUUGGUCACUGUUUCUAGUGUGUUUAAUGUUCUGUUACUUUCUGGAUGACUUGCAGCAGUGAAUAAAAUAAUAAAAAAGUA